GCUGGCCGGGCGGGCGCGUUUGGCCGAGCAUGGCGGCGCUGAGGGUGCUGGAGCUGUACAGCGGCAUCGGCGGCAUGCACCAGGCCCUCAGAGAAAGCUGCACAUAUGCAGAAGUUGUUGCUGCUGUUGAUGUGAACACUCUUGCCAAUGAUGUUUACAAGCACAACUUUCCCAGCACACCGUUAUGGGCAAAGACUAUUGAGGGCAUUACACUGAAAGAAUUUGACAGAUUAUCUUUUGAUAUGAUUUUGAUGAGUCCUCCCUGUCAGCCAUUUACAAGAAUUGGCCUGCAAGGUGAUGUAUCUGAUCCACGGACGAAGAGCUUUCUCUAUGUCCUUGACAUUCUCCCAAGGCUUCAGAAGCUUCCAAAAUACCUACUUUUAGAAAACGUUAAAGGAUUUGAAUCCUCUUCUGCAAGAAAUGAACUUCURCAAACACUAGCAACAUGUGGAUUUAAACAUCAGGAAUUUCUCUUGUCUCCAACUUGUCUUGGCAUUCCCAAUUCUAGGCUCCGGUAUUUUCUAAUUGCAAAGCUUCACCAAGAACCGUUUUCCUUUCAAGCUCCUGGUCAAAUAUUGACAAAAUUCCCAGAUCAGGAUCGAGAAGAUUUACUCAGGAAAAAAGUCACUGACAGAGUGGAUGAAACCAGUUCUUUGUCSUCCAAAGAGAAGAAUCUGGAACAAAACACUGGUCCAGAUUGCAGCAGCAAGAAGAUUUUACCAAAAGGGGCCUUUCUAUUUAAGCUUGAAACAGUAGAAGAAAUGGAAAGGAAACAUGAGCAGGAUAAUGAUUCCUCUAUUCAAAUGCUAAAAGAYUUCUUGGAAGAGGAAAAUGAAGAAAUGAGUCAGUAUUUCUUACCACCAAAGUCCUUAUUGCGSUAUGCUUUCUUGUUAGACAUUGUUAAACCCACCUGCCGGAGAUCCACAUGCUUCACAAAAGGGUAUGGACACUAUGUGGAAGGGACUGGCUCAGUUCUGCAGACAGCAGUAGAUGUCCAGCUUGAAUCAGUGUUUAAACACAUUGACGAGUUACCAGAAGCAGAGAAGCUUAUGAAAUUGUCAACACUAAAACUGAGGUACUUUACCCCAAGAGAAAUAGCAAAUCUUCAUGGAUUCCCUUCAGAAUUUGGUUUUCCUGAAAAGGUAACAAUAAAGCAAUGUUAUCGUCUUCUGGGAAACAGCCUCAAUGUACACGUGGUGGCAAAAUUGAUCUCCAUUCUACUUGAAUAAUUUAGAAACUGAAUCUGAUGCAUAUGGACUGGUGACAGAAAAUACUUCCAUCUUUCAGGAGAAAGCUGAUGGAAGCUGGACAAAAACCAGAGCUUACCAAGACAUUUGUCCAGACAUUUUGCUGAACAUUUUUGAUACAUUUUUAAUAACUGCCUUUCACGUUGGAUUUGAACUGUACAGGUGKUUUAUUUAAAUGGAAGUUUACAGGAUUUAUUUGCUUUAUUCAAAAGUUCUUUUUAGUUUGCAAAGUGAAAAGGAAUAGCAUAUGCCAAUACUGCARUGAAAAAAGACUAUUACAUUUUACCUUAAAAAUGUUUUCUCAGUGCUGUACAAAACUGUAUAAAUGCUGUUUUAAUUAGGUGCAGAGACCAAAUUCUACAUGUAAAAUGUUAUCAUCUGUAAAUGUAAGUGAUWCAUUCUGAAAGAUUUACUGUAUUCAUAAUGUGAAAUUUUGAUGUCAUUUUUGUAGCUCAUGAAACUAUUAAAUUCAGUAUUUCAUAUACAAUUUUUAAGACACAGUGUUGUCCUUACUUUGUGGUUGUUUCAUCUUUAAAUACUUGUAGGAUUCUGGAACCCAACUGGAUAUGAUCUGUCUGGUAUGUAUCUGUCUGGAAUGAUCUGUUUAGGUGCAGCUGAAUAAAAAUAUUUCAAGAUUAUCACAGCCCUGACAAUAAUAU
Molecule: messenger RNA, 1906 nt
Organism: Malurus melanocephalus (red-backed fairy wren)
Lineage: Eukaryota; Metazoa; Chordata; Aves; Passeriformes; Maluridae
Gene: TRDMT1
Product: tRNA aspartic acid methyltransferase 1
Exons: 11
Coding region: 30-1229 (399 amino acids)
Molecular function (GO): methyltransferase activity
Source: RefSeq, a predicted model, not a curated record